AUGUAUUUAGGAUAUGUGUUGGAAGACAAAAUUCGGGAGCAAUUAAUUAAAAUUUCCCUGACCCGUUACAUCAAACUUCCUUAUUUAGAAGCCCAAGCAAUGAAAAACAAGAUGCGGAAUAUUCUUUUAUUAGAUAUUCCUCUGUUAAGUUUAUACUUUGCUGGUGGUAAUAAAGGGCAAAACUUUAACCAAAUCUUUUAUCAAAGUGCGGAUACUUUACUUACCCUUGGAUUAACCAUUAUUUCUCUACAAGAUAAAAAAGGCAUUUUGAUAGUGUUAGGAGCAGUAUUUUUUACUUUGUUUUUAGUUGCUUCCUUACAAUGGCUAAUAAUGAAAAGGGAAAAGAAAUUCAAGCAAGCAUUAGAACAAGAGAAUCAAAAAAUUGAUAAUUUAUUGGACAAUGUUGAAUUAUUGAAGAAGAAAGAGUUAAGCGGAAUUUUCUUAAAAGAAGUUAAACAAGUAAUAAAAAAGAAUAUUAAAAAGAGGAUUAAAGACAAAACUUUAAUUGUGGCCAAUGGGGUUUAUCCUAGUCAAUUUCUGCCCCGAGCUACCGGAAUAGUUCUGUUUUUCUUUACUUUAAACAUUGAAGCUGCCACCUUAACCGAUAAUGCUCUCAAACAACUAAAAAGUGUUUUAAAAAAAGCAAAACCUCGGUUUUUAGAACCAAUUAAAAAAAUUGAAUUACGUAAUAUUUAUUUUCGCUAUCCUAGCCAAAAAAACUAUCUUUUAAAAAACCUUAACAAAACCUUUACGGCAGAGGAAAUUACCAAAUUGGAAGGGCGAAAUGGUACCGGUAAAUCUACUAUUAUUUUGCUUAUUCUAGGACUAUUGAAACCUCAAAAAGGAGAAAUUGUUAUUAAUAACCAUCAUGAAUUACAGGAAAUUAAUUUAGAACACUGA
Messenger RNA from Funneliformis geosporum, 900 nucleotides. The record is from the annotation of a GenBank genome assembly. NCBI's taxonomy places the organism in Eukaryota, Fungi, Glomeromycota, Glomeromycetes, Glomerales, Glomeraceae.